Messenger RNA from Entamoeba invadens IP1, 486 nucleotides. Its product is annotated as calmodulin, putative. Lineage: Eukaryota; Evosea; Mastigamoebida; Endamoebidae. The transcript has a single exon. The coding region runs from base 1 to 486 and encodes 161 amino acids. The record is from RefSeq and is a predicted model, not a curated record. Gene Ontology annotation, molecular function: calcium ion binding.
AUGGACAAGAAGUUACGCAAGCUUUUUAAACAAAUGGACGCAGACCACUCGGGUGCAAUAGGAGAAAAGGAGUUUAUCACCGUGGUAUCAUCGUUGGUCGAAAUCAAAGACGUGGACUCCCUUGCCCUCUUUUUCAAAUUGGCAGACUCAAACGACGACAACGAACUGCGAUACCCCGAAUUUAAACGACUCGCUCGCGCACUCGCUAGUAUGCCUGAUGGUAGUGAAAGAAGUUUAUACGGCGCUUUAUUCACGUUGAUGGACACUAAUGGUGAUGGUCAAGUUGAAAGGAAAGACUUCAUUAAACUGUGUCAAACGACUGGGUUCUCCCCAGACAAACAGGACUUGGACUCAUUCAUUCACCUUCUCGACGGAAAUAAAGACGGUAAAAUCAGCUUAGACGAAUUCAUGUCGAUGCUAGAAGAACAAAAAGCACAAGAAAGAAAAGCCGAAAGCUGUACAACAAAGAAAACUCCUGUGCAUUAG